This is a messenger RNA of Prorocentrum cordatum, 3387 nucleotides long. NCBI's taxonomy places the organism in Eukaryota, Dinophyceae, Prorocentrales, Prorocentraceae. The record is from the annotation of a GenBank genome assembly.
AUGGCCUCUGCCGCCAAGGGCGGCCGCGUGCGCAUGAGUGGCAUGACGUCUGAUGGCCCCCCGCGCAAGUGUCAGAGGAAGGAGACUGCCCCGCCGAAGUCGCCCAAGGGUGGCAAGAAGGCCGCGGCAGACGCUCUGCUCGAGUGCUUCUGCUGCAGGAGCAGCCCCGACGACGCCAAGCGCGGCGCUCCCGAGGCCAAGGGCAUCGAGUGGGCGUUGUACAGGGGCCUGUCUGGAGGUCAGCGCCGCGCCGUCGGGGACGCGUGCCGCCAGCGCUGGACGGCCGCCAAGGCCGUCGGGGGCCAGUCCGCAGAUGCCGCCGAGGUCAUCAACCUUUACAAGGCGGGGGAGCUCGAGCCGGUCGAGAGCGUGGAUCAGGCGAUCAAGACCGCCCAGACUGGAGAGCAGAGCUUCGCCCCGUCCGCUGUGACGGACACGACGGAGGUGGCCUUCGAUUUCACGCGUGAGAUCGUCGUCAAGACCGAGUCCGAGCUCAAGAAGGAUUUGAACAGGUCUCGUUUGCUCAAGCGGCAGACGAAGGCAUUGUGUGGCAUGUCGGCUCCGAAUGACACGGGCACUGGCACCGAGCACGUCUACUUCUUCAAGUCUGAUGAGGGUUCAGACGAUACCGCUGGUGGGGGCAGCUCGGGAGCUCGUCGGGUGGCCAUGCGCGUGACCAGGAAGCUGACGUUCGACACCAAGCUAUUGGAAUCGCACAAGCAGGCCUUCCAGCAGCAGGGCCAGCGCGUUUUCCAGGAGGGUUUGGACAGCAUCUUUGAUGGCGACGUCUCUUGUCUCGGUGCCAAGCUCAGCAACAAGGCAGGCGCGGCGGCGUUGCAGACGUACGCGGAUUUCCUGAGAUCCGAGGUGGGCGCGAAGGAUGACGAUGACGGCGACUCCGAGAAACCUCCAGCCGAGUGCAUCGAUGCCGACGGUGUCCUUGAAGGCGUCGCCGCUUCUGCGAUGCCCCCUCCGACGUCCUUGCCGAGGAAGGGCUCCAGGAACGCUGGCUUCGUGACGCCAUCCAGGUCCGCCGUGGCGAUCGGCGUGCCAGGGAGCGGUUCCAGCACCAGCCCUCUCGAUGAUGGAGCCAGCUGCAGCGGGAGCAUGCUUUCCGUUGACGAGGAGGACCAGGAGAUGUUGCACGCGGACGACUUGCUAAGGCAUUGGAAGGCCAAGAUCGACUUGAAGUCCGUGAUGUCCAACGAGGUCGACGGUCGCAUUGUAGCUGGCCUGCGGAAGCGAAUCAGGAGGCUGAGGGCCAAGCCGGAGACGUACUCUGAUGCCGACACUCUCGCCGUCUUCGAGGCGCAGGUGGCUUUGUGUGAGAAGUUUCGGGCGGAAUGCAUGGGCGACUUAUCGUGGUCAGAUGCUCAGGAUAUCGUGAUGAAGCUUUCCAAAGCCGGCGUCUGCGAUUACCCCAGGCAGACGCGGCUCAAGCUCGUAUCGCUCAAGUUGGCCAGCCUGAAUAUCACCGAGGAUGCCGAGGACUACGUCAGGAUCGCGUCGCCCAUGAACUCGGGAGUCUUCGACCCUGCGGACCCUACCCUUGGGGGCGCUGAGGCGAAUGACAAGGAGAGGGUUGCCGAGUUCAUCCGAGUCGUUGUGAAGGGCCACUUGAAUGGGAUGAUCUACAUGGGCCCCAGUGCGCAAUCUACACUCGUUGAUGUUCUCGCGGCGUGCUCCACCGCCUUCGGUGACGCCGACUACCUCACUUGCACUGCUGCGCAGAUUAGAUGUGCCAGCGACGUGAAUGACGUUUGCGCAGUGCUGCUCCAUUGCAUCUGGCCUGCUCCAGGCGCCACGGUCCUCGACAUUGCCGACCAGCUCGAGAGGGUCGUUGGCAUGAUGGAUAAGACGGGUGCUUCUGCGGGUUGCGUGCUUGCGGCUGCUGUGGCCUCCACCCCGUUCUACAAGGAGAAGGUCGACGCGAUGUUCAGGACCCUCCCGUUCGCGAGGGAGCAGCUGCCGAGCAUCAGGAAGGCGACGGAGGCGCUGGCCGAUGGCGGGCAGGACCGCUCGGCGCGCUCCAACCGCUCCUCCGUGGGCCUCGUAGGCCGGCCUGAACCAUCCAUGGAGCAGCUGAAGUCGUGGUGUCAGAGCCUCCUGAUGUGGUGCGAGGGCUUGCCGACGCACGCGGCGGAGCUGUCGGGCCUCUUGAAGCAGAAGGUCAUAGAUGUGGUCACGGCAUUCACCAGCCUUGAUUACAAUGAGAACCCCAUUCCCUCAAGGGAGGCCGUGGCCAGCAUCAGCGAGCUAGUGCAGGAGGCCAGCAUUUCCUUCACGAAUGACGCCGAAGUAGAGCAGCUGCAGCACACCAUGGCAUCGGUGCUUCAGACCAUUGAUAGCACUGAUCGUUGCCACCGCUUCUUCGUGGCCUCCGAGAGCUUGAUGCCCGAGUGGUCGACGGGCGCCAAGGUUAACUGCAUCGACCUUGACCUUUUCGCGCAGGGCGUCAAAGACGUCGCGCAGGCAUGCACGCAUGUCAAGGGCCUCGACCUCAGGAAGGACGCGAGGUCCAAGAGCGUCAACCGCAUCCAGCACUUGAUCAUCGCGGUGCUUGAGGAGCACAACAAUUUCCAGGAGUGGUCGAAGGGCCGCGCGUGCUUGGAGGCGCUGCUGGUGGUCUGCCCCGAGAAGACCGUGGCGAAGCGCCUUGGCAUCGUGUCCGACGUGUGCGCCUUCCUCGCGGCGAGAGACGCUGUGGCUGCGGUUUCGCAGGACGCUGACGUCGUCGACUCCGAGGGGGGCAUCCAGCUUUUGGACGCUCUCGCCGCGAAGCUGCCGAGGGCGAAGGCAAUCUCCGAGGGCAGCGAUGCAGAGUUCUUGGAUCUGAACCUCCGCAACAAAAACGACGAGUCGGUGGCCUGGGCAGUCAAUCUCAGGAGUGCGGCCGCCGAGAGGCGCGUCGCCAUGGCUCGGGACCGUCUGAAGGGCGCCAUUGAGGAGCUCGACCAGAUGAAGUACGCGACCGCUUCUGGGAAGGAGUGGUGGGAGGGCCUCCUGCCCGCUGCAAGCCUCCACGAGGUCUCGAAGCACGUGCAGGCCGCGACGGCUGGCACCCAGUGGGCGCCGUUGAAGGACAAGCAUGCCAAGAUGGCCGUGCUGCUGAGCGACUACGCGCAGGCGUGCAAGUGGGGCGGCCUGCAAGUGGACGCCGACAUGAAGAAUGAUGCCGAUGCCGUCUCUGAGAGGAUCGCGAUCACGCUUGCGGAGGCUGUCAUCUUAAUGAAGCUGACCACCGAGCGCAACAGCGACCUCCUCCGCCAGGCCAUCGUGGACGAAGUGAAGGUGCUCAGGAUGAAGCUCCGCAGUGGUGUGAAGGAGGACCGUGCUCUCCACAUCAGCGUCUUCCAGCCCACGAUGGCCUUCUUGUUGGGCCGCUAG